Messenger RNA from Porites lobata, 468 nucleotides. The record is from the annotation of a GenBank genome assembly. NCBI's taxonomy places the organism in Eukaryota, Metazoa, Cnidaria, Anthozoa, Scleractinia, Poritidae.
UUGUUAUGUGAUUUAAUAGAAAAGGAAAAAGGCUACCAAAAUGUAGAAAAUACUUCCGAUAACGAGAGUAAUAAUGAGGAGAGUUCAUCGGAUAUUGAAAGUCAGGAGGAGGAGGGGGAAGUGGCUUCUGAGAAUGGCGUUCAAGGUGAAGGCACCCAAGAGAGCACCCAAGAGAGCGACAACGACAAUGAAAACGACAGUCAGGAAACAGAAAGUAGUAACCCUGAAACGUCCACCGCCUUUCACUCUAAACGUCCCUUUGAACAUUGCGAGAACUCUAAUGUGUACUGGACACUGAUCAUGAAAUGUCCUAAAUGCUUUUGGCACGAUUACUACAAGAUUUGUCCUAUAUCGCCAGAUUCCCGAGGGGAGAAAUUACAUGAAAGAGCAGUUACACACAAAGACGCGAAGACUUUGGAAACCAAUUUCUAUUCCCCUUCUAAAGAGGAGAACGAAGAUGAAGAUUAA